CCAUAACAUAAACGGUCAACGUUACCUGUGGGAAACGGUAGCCGGCUAACGUUAGCUGGUCGCAAUGCAAGCUUCAGGCCCAAAUAAUUAACGCAGUACAGGUGUGAACAGAGCUCCCAGCGCACCAGGUUGUGGGUGACUUCAGCCCAGCGGCGAUGGGCCUCCCACUUACCCAUGAACGCCAUGGUCCUGUUUGUGCCACAGCAGGAGGCCUGGGUGGUAGAGGAUGGGUCGCUUUCACCGGAUCUUAGAGCCGGGACUGGACUUCCUCAUUCCCAUACUUGACCGAAUUCGUUAUGUGCAAAGCCUUAAAGAGAUUGUUACUGACAUCCCCGAACAGUCAGCUGUAUCCCUAGAUAAUGUGACCCUGCAAAUCGAUGGAGUUCUUUAUUUGAGAAUCUUAGAUCCUUUUAAGGCUAGUUAUGGUGUAGAGGAUCCGGAAUAUGCUGUGACUCAGCUUGCACAAACAACAAUGCGUUCUGAACUGGGCAAACUCACACUGGAUAAAGUAUUCAGGGAAAGGCAGUCUCUUAAUUCCAACAUCGUCCACUCCAUCAACCAGGCGUCAGACGAGUGGGGAAUCCGCUGCCUGCGUUAUGAAAUCAAAGAUAUACGAGUUCCACCUCGUGUUAAAGAAUCAAUGCAGAUGCAGGUGGAGGCUGAGCGUAGGAAGAGAGCCACAGUUUUGGAGUCUGAGGGGACAUGGGAAGUGGCCAUCAAUGUUGCAGAGGGUUGCAAGCAAGCCCAAAUCCUUGCUUCUUAGGGAGAGAAGGCCGAGCUGUUAAACAAAGCUGCUGGCGAGGCCCAGGCUAUGUUAGCCAGAGCAGAUGCCAAAUCCCAGGCCAUUCGUCUGUUGUCAGAGGCUCUGGCUGAACAGAACGGAGAUGCCGCAGCCUCGCUGAGUGUUGCCGAACAGUAUGUGUCUGCUUUCUCCAACCUCGCCAAAGGGUCCAAAACUGUGCUCCUGCCUACCGACACUGGUGACGUUAGUGGAGUGGUCACACAGGCCACGACUAUUUAUAGCGCGCUAUCCAAGCCAACGUUACAAGUUGAGAGCAUAAAGACCAAGACGGAGGAACCCAGUGAAGAGCCUCCAGUCCAGUCGGCAUCAGCACAGUAACAGAGGAAAUCAUUCCUUCCCUAAAAAAGUGGAAGCAGUUUUCCACAAUUAUGGAGCACAGUGGCUCUGCUGUCUGGUGCAAAGGGCGCUCUAUCGACUGCAGGGCACAGGAUGUCAAGACUUAAGAACAGUACUUGAUAAACAGAGACGGUGCUGAGCAAGGACAGCCGGGAAAAGAGAGAGACUGAACCAUAAAUUAUGUUACUUGUGUUGGUCAGAUGUUGUAGCUGACCUAAAUCCACUAUGCUGUGAAUCGUAUCUCUGAUAAGGACAUGUAUUGUGCCCGUAUAUAGUGACAGGGUGUUUAUGGUGCAAAAACAAAACAACAGUAUCUGCUGCUUCUUAAUAGCCUCAUCACCUUUGAAUGGACAUUUAGUGGCUGUGAGCCACUGAACAUUUUAGGCCACAAUUAUGCGUAUGCACGACUCAUAUGUCUCUGUUUUCACUCAGUCUGGUUUCCUUAUCAUUGGAUCCUUAUCAUCUAUUAUCAUUUCAAAUGCAGUCAUUGUUAAUUUUUUGCAUUUUUCUACAAUGUAUAUAUCCCUCUAGAGAUUAAUUGGCUUUUGGUAGGCUUUAGUUCAAAACUUCAAAGUACUUAAGUUAAAAAAGCCUCUUAAGAACUUGGAUUUUUAGGGAGAUACAAUAUGAAUAAUUCAUUUAUUUGUUGUUGGUGUUGGAGUCGUGUGUCAGGAAAAAAUGGCCAUCAAGAAAAAGAAAGAAAGAAAAGUUUCUAUUGGACACGUCAAAGUUUGUCUCUCUGUUUCAGAGAACAGUUAUUAACUGUAUUAUGGAUAUUGCAACAGUAUGGUGUCUCCACUAAAAAAACUGAAAGCAGUUUCCUUAUUUAUAUAACCGCACAGAUUACCAGGGAGCCUGGAGCUCAGGGGGGAGUUCUCACAAUCCAGUUCAGGCUUAUAAAUUAGAGUUGGUUAUGGUGGGUUGUUCAAAUAGAGUUCCUCGUUGUCACAAAUGCACUGCUAUAAUUAGUUAAAAUAGGUGCAACUGUAUAGUUUCCCUAUCUUGAGACAUCCCAAGCCCGGCAACUUGUACAAUUCUUGCGGAUGAUUUAAAAACAAACUCUUCUAUUAUUUGGCUACUCUGCUGUGUAAAAUCUGAUACGGGUCUUUCUAAUGUUGACUGUGAUUCAACCAUUUACCUCAAAUAUUUAAACUGUAUGAGACCUGCCGGUUUCAGUUGGAUAAGUUUGAUUUUUGAGCUGGUUCACAAAGUUCAUCUGACGCAUACCGGCAUGGCAGUUAUUGCACAAACAAAUUAAUGAGUCCUGUGAAGGAAAGCAAUUAUCGCGGUUAAUUUUAAAAAGGUUUUUGCACUAAUUUUUGAUUUUGAAUAGAAUUGCAUUGGUUGUUUUAGUGUCAGAGCUUAGGAAAAUGUUUUUUGACGUUUUUCCAGCAAAAAACACAAAAUUAAACUGUUUUCUAAGAUGUUUUAUUAUAUUAGUAGCGUUUUUAUUUGGUUAUUAGGCUGUGACAGAAAGAACACCAUGCUGUAGCCUUUAUACUGAGGACCAUCCCAGAUAAUGCUGAAUGACUAAUGAAAUAGGAGAGAAACAGUGUAUUUCUUCUUCACAAAAUUGUAACUUUUUUUACUUGUAUGUGAUUUUCUCUCUGGCUUCACUUUUGCAUAGGUUUUAGCUGUCUUUGGUUUGUUGUCAGCCUCUCGUGAGGAUUGUGGUCAGUAAAUACUUUAUCACAGA
Molecule: messenger RNA, 2834 nt
Organism: Xiphias gladius (swordfish)
Lineage: Eukaryota; Metazoa; Chordata; Actinopteri; Istiophoriformes; Xiphiidae
Product: stomatin-like protein 2, mitochondrial
Exons: 10
Cellular component (GO): membrane
Source: RefSeq, a predicted model, not a curated record